GAGACGGUUGGAAAUGAUUAUAAGCAGGCAUGCUUGGGCUCUGUUAUCGAAUGCUCUAGCUAUCUCGUAAAUAGUUAUAAUAAGCGGACUUAUUUUUCGCAAAAAUAAAUACAGGAUCGGAUGCAAGAGCCCCAUGUUUUCCCAUCCCUUCUACUCCCAUUUCUACCCCUUGCAAGCAAUUGCGCUUGCUAAGCAUGUGCGCGCAGAUAAAAAAAAUCGAAAUACAGUCGAAGCUCUCGUAAGAGACCAGCUCCGUUAACGACCACAAUUUUCAGUUCCCAAGGUGGUCGCUUACGAGAGCUUCAACUGUACUUGCUAAGGCGGCCAUCACAUCAUUGAAAAAAGCCCGACUCAGGCUCCCUGUAUGUCAUUAUGGCUGCUAGGGACUGGUUGCUAGGUAAAAUCCAAGAUGGCGGUUCGAGCAAUCACACUUAGUGACUUUGAUUGUGAGCAGAGUUGAGUUUUCUUCCAGAUUGUAAAUAAAAACCUAGCGACGACAUGAAUAGAGGAUCCGGCGGGCCUCCUAGAAGGCCCAAAACCAGCGCAAAAAGUCAUUUGCCAACUGGUGACUUUAUAGCGCUUGGUCCAAAAGGAUCUCGGCCUCCAGAGACAGAACUUAAGCCACUGCAGCCCCCAAAGCUGCCGCAGCCUGUUCCACCCAAGAAACCAGCAGUGACUGUCAUCGCUGAGCGCAAGAGGGAGUCAACAAGCCCUCUAACACCCACUGCCAAGAGGCCAAAACUACUUGCCUCUCCCCCAUACUCCCCUCUUUCAUCCAAGCCGGGGGAGCUAGAGAGCAAGAGGCCUGGCACUAGCACCCAGUCUUCCCCUUCUCAUCUCACACCUAUUGAUGUGAACCCUUCUGACUUGGAGCGCCAAGUGUUGGAAGCUGAAAGUAAUGGAGAUAGACUAAGAGUACAAGGGUUACUACUCGGCUCAGUGAGAUCUCUGAAGGCAAACCGCAAUAAACCAGACCCCAUAGCCUACUUGAAUCUGUUGUACUUGGCCAAGCAUAAGCCAGAUUUGUUUGGUGCACCAAGGAUUAUUGAGGCUUUGACCUCAAUCCUAAAGAGAGACAUCUCCAUCAACAUCAAGACCAACAAAACCACAGCAGCACUUGUCCCUGUGAUGGCAGCCAACAUACUCCUCUACAUCUACCAAGAAGAGGAUGAGUGGCCAGAGUCUUUUGUCAAAGUCUACAUUGAAGACUCCCUCGGCGACAGGGUGUGGGUGGACAAUGAGGCUUGUCAAUCAUUUGUGGAUAACAUCCUGACAGCAUUUGGUACUAAGACCACGCCCAGGGGGAUCACUCGCCAGGGGAGUGACCCAGGUAGUAAGGGCGGGGCAGUAGAGACUGCUGCUGCCACACCCAUUUCGCAGCAACCUGUGAGUACUUCUGUGAUAACACCAACUGCAGGAAAAGAGGAUGAAGAACUCUUGGAGGAAGUGGAAAUGUCAUCAAGUCUGGAGGAUGACAUAAUCCCAGUGAUCCCAAGAUUCCUGGCUACCUCUGUUGAGCAAAACAUCAGCUCAUACAUCAUGGAGCUGGUUCAUGACCAGCUGAGCAGACGGACACCAGUUGACAGCAUUCCCAGGAAUCUUCUGAGGGUACUGACGGCAACUUGUGGCUACAGCCAAGUCCGGCUACUGGUAUCACAGCGUAUCGAAGUCUGGCUUCAGAAUCCGAAGCUUACCAGACCCGCUCAAGAGCUCUUGAUGUCUCUGGCUCAAAACUGUAACAGCCAUAGUCACGAGGAUGUUGAAGUGAUCAGUAACCUCAUCCGGAUGAGACUCAAGACCAAGCCACUUGCCAAUCACUAUGUCACAUGUAUCAGAGAGCUGAUCGGUCAGCAUACAGAGAAUCUUGGUACAGUGUUGAAGCAUGUGAUCUACAACGAGCUAUCAACUACCAGGAACCCCAACAACAUGUCUUUGCUCGGGAUGAUGUACCUUCAUAAGCCAGAUACUGUUGCUAAGCUGCUGGCAAUGGUGUUCCAGGACCUUCUCGCCAAUAGGGAUGACUAUUUGAGAGCGUGCAGGGCCUUGCUGAGAGAGGUGAUGCGUUCUUUGCGAUACGAAGUGAACUGUGUUGUGCUGUGCCGUGGCUUCAUGUCUGAACGAACUGAAAGCCAGUUUAAAGAUCUGGAUUCCCCUCUUAAGGAGAGAAUGCUUAUAUCACUAACAGAUCUCAUUGCCAUGACAACAAUGUUGUCAGUCACACCUGCAGUGAAGGAUGUGGCUGCCGCCUUUGCAAGAGGAGACAAAAAAGACCUCUCGGUGCUUCAUCAAUUCCAGAAGAACGUGUCAACAAUUCAGAGAGAUGCUGUGUGGUGGCUUCAUACAGUUGUCCCGAAAAUGUUCAACCUCACUGCCAAAGAGUACAAUGCAUGCCUGCAGAAAGUUCUGUUCCUUGAACCAGUUGAAAAUUACAGCGGAAAGGACAAUUGGCCCUCUGAAGCUGACAAAGGCCUGCUGUACUCUCUGGCUAGUGAUGUCCCUGUGCAAGAGGAUACACUGAUGAGAGUGGUGAUUAUUGGACUAUCUGCUGAACUGCCUGUAACUGCACCCGAAGCCCUGGAUAUUGCAGACAGGCUGACAAGGAGGGCUGCUUCACUCAAAUCAGGUGUGACAUCCCUGAGUGUGAAUCGCCUAGAGCUGCUAGACGCUGUGUUGAACCUCUGUGCCUACCACUACCCCAAUGAGAUUCAGCUGCCCGCAGGCUACGUGCCCCCUAAACUGGCUAUUGCUAACCUUUACUGGAAAGCCUGGACUCUACUAGCUAUCGUGGCAUCUCUAAACCCUUCGUCAAUAGGUCAUGCCGGUUGGGAAAAUUUUCCCAUGCUGAAAUGUAUGAUGGAGAUGAUUCUAACAAACAACUUUGUAUUUCCGCCCCCAACAUCUGCUGCUACAGGAGAUGAAAGAGACCAGAUCACAGCCCAAGAUGUCCAGAUUGCUCAGUUGGAGAAGGAGGACAUCCUUGAAUUUGAGACUCACCUUGCCGCAGCCACCACUGGCGUCACCAUCACCGAGAGCAACAGCCUGCUUCUCGCCCAACUCACCAGCAUGGACCCUGUUGGCCCAGCUAGACGCCCUCCUCAAGCCGUUCUCGAUCAGCUUAAGACAAUCAACAAAUCCCUGAAGCUGGGACAGAUGCUGUGUCGCAGCCGCUCACCCGAUUUCUUACUCGACAUCAUACAAAGACAGGGAGCAUCCCAGAGCAUGCCCUGGCUCGCCGACCUGGUCCAGUCAUCCGAGGGUUCUCUAGAUGUCCUUCCUGUUCAGUGCCUCUGUGAGUUCCUGCUAAUGGAGAAACCUAGAAAAGCUGGCAAAGUCGGCGAGGGGAGCAAGGAACUCGAUAAGAAAAUGAAUAUCCAAGGUCAUGUGUUAACCCGCCUGCGGGCUCUCCUUCGAGAGGAGGCCGCCACAGCUGAGUCUACCGCCGAGGUGCUUGAAUACUUCAUGAGGCGUCUUUCUUCCAUUGUAACAGCAGAAAGAAACGCUGCUACCAAGGGCUUGGAAAAAGUUCUCUCAAUGGAGUACUUCUCAGAAGAAACCCAGCCGCCAGUGUUGAGUGUUGAUACUGAUGCUGCCAUGGAAACUACCCUGGAGGAUCUAUCAUCCUUUCCAGAAGUAUCUGGGAGUAAACUGAAGUCGUCUUUUAGCUGGCUCCUGAUUCAUCUGCCAAACCUGCCGUACUUCGAAAAUGUUCGCUCAAUUUGCUGCUUUGCAUUAAGACAGUGCUGUCAAGUUGAGAUCGCCCCCUUGAGACUGCAGGCGUACCUCGUAUUUCUUGCAGAGCACACAGGUGGCCCAUUAGAGAUGGACUUCUCCGAUACUUUACUGGAAAUCUCACAGCUCGUGAUUGAAAGACCGACAAUCUUGAACCAAGUUCUGAGUUCUAGUAAUUCUGGAGAGGAAACACAUAAGGCAAUCCUUGGAAUGUACAAUACCGCAAUCCUAAACGCUAUUGAGAUGCAGGAAAGCUCGUACUUUGAGAAUGAUAACCAGGACCAGUUGUUUGUGCAAUGGUCCAAGGACACGGUGCAUGCUGGGAAGGCUGCUACCAUGCACGCCCUUGUCAUCCAAGCAGCAAUUGUACUUCUUACUUGGCCUCCCCCUACAGGUGAACAAUCAGUGUACAGUGUGUUACUGGACACGUGGUGUCCACAUGGUGGUCACGUGAAAGUCUAUCUCACGGACACGGGAGAGGAGGCUGUGUUACUGCCAGAGUGGCUCAGACUGCGCAUGAUCAGAGCGAAUGUACCAAGAGUAGUAGAUGCAGCUGUGACGGAGCUUCUGCCCACUCAAUUGGUGUUGUUUGCCCAGUCGUUCGGGAUACCUGUGUAUAGCAUGAGCAAACUGCUUCAGCAGCUUGACCUAGCGGCCGAGGAAGAUCCUCAAGGCAUGUCAGAGGCGGUACUCGAUAAAGGUUACAUGCUUCAACUAGUAGCCGUUCAGCAGCUCCGUGGGGCAUCUGGUGGUGACGUGUUCUGUGCACUUCUCACGGACGAGGCUCUUACAAAGCCAACAGGUCAAGAACUCGCCGAUGAGGGUCGCCUAAGUCCCCUCACGGUCGUUCCUCCUGUGACACCGCUGACCAGUAAAGAUGAGCCUAUGGAAAUGGACGAGUUUGCGUCACCUGAUAGCCUGGAAGAGCUUGUUACCAAGUGUUUGAGAGCAUCUACUGACGGUCUGCGGGAGUUGAGGCCUGUAACAUCCGAGAUACAAAAGCGUUUAACCCAAGAUGUUGUCAGUGCCAACAAGGGAGUUGUCCUAGAAAACAACAUCUCGGACAGAUUGAUCGAAAUUCUUCUUAAGUUGUUGAACACUGAUGAUGGGGCAGGACAAGCGAUGUUCACUAACUCCGGAUUCUUCUGUGGAGUGUUCAGACUUCUGAUGACAAGACAAACAGCCUUGAAGAAACAAGGAAAAGACUGCCCAUUGUUUAUUGAACUUGUGCGAAGACUUUUGUCCCAUUCUUCUAGAGGUGGUCCGUUGCUUACUGCGCUGCAAAGCUAUAGCAAACAACUAGGGAUGCUGGAUCGCUAUACGGCAGAGUCACCUCAAGUCAUCCUGCAAAGUAUCGCAGCUGGACCGGAAGUAAACGAGGAGCGAGUCAGAGAGUUUCUACUUGUCUCCAAGCAACAGCCAAUCAGAGCCUCUGAUCUUGACAGAGAUAUGGUGUUGCAAGCUGUGUCGAACCUGCGCAUGCGUGGUUCUCAUCUACUGGAGGAAUUCACCAAAGCGUUACUCAAGGCUUACCUUCUCCCACAUGAGCCCGGCGAGCCCGCAGACAAACCUUGGUCACCCAAGCGAUCUCUAACAACCAAGGCAUGCGCUGAUCUGUUGACGUCAUUACUAUCAACCGCGCCGCUUUCAGACGGCGCCCACGCAAACCUGUCCAGCGGCUUGUUUGUGGAUUGGUUUGAGAUGGUCGAUCCGGAGUUUGUUGGUAACAGCCCUCUGGCGCAAAGACAGCUACUGUUUAGCGACCGACCAUGCGGAAGUGAAGGUGGCUCGCUGACCAGUGGGACAGAGCGGUCUGCAGGCGCAUACCUGCUCGCUUCUAUGACCCAUCAGUCACGUUACGACACGCUACAGGACAGCUUGGACUGGAUCCUCGCGCAGGACAUGAACAACACCAACCUGAGUCCAGGUGCAGCGUUGGACUUUUUGUGGACAUGUUUCCACAUCCCUCGACUGUGGCAAGGGAGAGAUCAGAAGUCAUGUGCUAUCAAGGCCGGUGUGGAAGGGCCUGUGUUGUCCCUAGCCUCAGGACAGGUCUCUCACAUGGCGGGUCUGCUGCUGGCAGAAGUCAAGAACGCUGUCCUUCUCUUCUGUAAGAAGAAAGGUUUAGAUUUUAAGAGCUUGGAAAACUCGUUUCUGGAUCCCGAUUCUAGCGAUGUCAAGGAACAACACAGGGCGGAAGCAAAUGAGCUAGUCGGGAAAAUGAUCAGGCGUCGCAUGCCUCUAUUGCUACUCUGUUGCCACGGCGAUGACAGACAGCUCCAAACUACAGUCGACUUUCUAAUCAACACAACAAGAUGGCCGCGGUGGCUGACGGGACAGUUCCUCGUGCACCUUUACCUCGCCCAGCCCCGUAUUGUCACGUGGGUAAAAGACCUCAGUUCCCUGCUCUCGACAGAUGCGUACAGCAAGGCUAACUUCUGCCAGCUGGACGUUAUGUGCCAUCGAGUGCUGACGACAUUGGCCGAUUGUAGGCCUGGGCGCGAGUACGAAGACAAAGCCAACAACGCAAGUUUGCUGUGCAGAAAGAUCGCGGCCACACAUCCUAUGCUUCUACUGAGGCAUCUCCCGAUGAUCGCUGGGCUCCUUCGAGGACGAGUUCAUCUGAAUUCCAAGGAGUUCAACAGCCAGCAGCAUCUGUUGUUCUUCUCACACAUGCUAGGGAUUAUGGACCUGCUACGACCACACAUAUUCACCCGGGAUAAGUAUAUCGAGUCUGGUCUCCGCGAUGCACUGGACGUCUUCAUUGACCUGGUCGAGGCCCCGUGUCUCGGCGCAAAGGAGCUUGGUGGCCUCGCGACCAAACUGACCGAGUUCCUCUACAACUACUGCACGAGCUGUGCCGAGCAUGCGCACUCGCUCCUGAAGGCGAACGGCGCCCUACUCAUCGACCUACUGCACAAGUUCCCGGAUCUACCGCCCCUCAAGUGCCUCGUUAGUGCUCUCUCUGUCCCCGACGCACCUGAUCCUGCUGCUAACGCCGCUGGAGUCGGGACUGUAGGCUUAACUAAGUUCCGUUCUAUGAUCAUGCCGCUGGACGUUUCCGGUUGGACACCGGCUCAGCUCGCCCCAGCCCACCAGAAACUGGCGGCCACGCAACCACUAGAAGAGGUUUUGUCGGUUCUAGUGGAUCUGGAUGAGACUUCAAAACGGAAAGUUGACAUUCUACAGCACUUCGUGCCCGACUUGAUGCGUCUGAUGAGCGACACUAACUGCGCAUGUCGAACCAAGGCACACACUAUGGCCUUACGUCACAUCCGGCAAAAUCCAAGGGAAGCUCAUCGCUUUAUGAAUGCGUUCAUGACAUGCCUCAACUCGGCUGAGCCCCAAGUGGUCCUGACGGCUGCCAAGUUCCUCCCAGAGUUCAUCAUCUUGUGUAACGAGCAUGCAGGCUCUCUGUUAUACAGGCUGUUCUUUGCUGCCGUCUACGAAGGCAUCGAUGUUGGGCUCCCUGUGUCGAGGACACUGCAGCUGAUGACAGAAUGAUGGGCUCCCUGUGUCGAGGACACUGCAGCUGAUGACUGAUGGGCUCCCUGUGUCAAGAACACUGCAACUGAUGACAAAAUGAUGGGCUUUCUGUGUCGGGGACACUGCAGCUGAUGACUGAUGGGCUCCCUGUGUCAAGAACACUGCAACUGAUGACAAAAUGAUGGGCUUCCUGUGUCGAGGACACUGCAGCUGAUGACUGAUGGGCUCCCUGUGCCAAGAACGCUGCAACUGAUGACAAAAUGAUGGGCUUGUUUAAUUUGUUUUACCCCAACUCACUUUUCCAAGACUCACGUUUCUUUAGGCUACUGGGAAACCAGGAUUUCUGCAAUCGUGUAUAAUGAAAAUAAAAUCACAGUAGAAUUA
Messenger RNA from Nematostella vectensis (starlet sea anemone), 7599 nucleotides. Its product is annotated as integrator complex subunit 1. The record is from RefSeq and is a predicted model, not a curated record. Gene Ontology annotation, biological process: U2 snRNA 3'-end processing. The transcript is spliced from 54 exons. Lineage: Eukaryota; Metazoa; Cnidaria; Anthozoa; Actiniaria; Edwardsiidae. Bases 499 to 7233 code for a protein of 2244 amino acids. Gene Ontology annotation, cellular component: integrator complex.